AUGAGCCACCACUACCUGGCCAUCUCUACCCUUCAUUCCUCUCCAGUGAACUGUGAUCAGGCCCACCAGGACCCCAUCUACCUGCCAGUGGCCCUGGAGCUCCUGGAUACCCCCGAACAUUUUCGCGUGCAGCGGGUAGGCCACUACCCACCUGCCAACUCUUCUCUGAGCUCACGAUCUGAGACCUUUCUGCUCCUGCAGCCCUGGCCCAGGGCCCAGCCACUUCUCCGGGCCUCCUACCCACCAUUUGCCACCCAGCAGGUGGUCCCUCCCCGUGUCACUGAGCCCCACCAACGGCCAGUGCCCUGGGACGUGCGGGCUGUUUCAGUGGAAGCGGCUGUGACUCCAGCAGAGCCCCAUGCCCGAGUCCUCUUCCACCUCAAAGGACAGGAUUGGCCUCCGGGGCCUGGCAGCCUGCCCUGUGCCCGGCUAUAUGCCACCCACCCUGCAGGCACUGCCCACCGAGCCUGCCGCUUCCAGCCAUCCCUGGGCGCCUGCGUGGUGGAGCUGGAGUUCCCCUCGCCCUGGUUCUCCCAGGGCUCCACCACGCGGGCCGAGCUGGCCUACACGCUGGAGCCUGCCGCCGAGGGUCCUGGGGGCUGUGGCCCUGGCGGGGAGGAAGACCCUGGGGAGCAGGCCCUCCCGGUGGGCAGUGUGGAGCUGCACUCAGCAAACCCCCCGCAGUACCAAGAGGUACCCCUGGAUGACGCAGUGACUCUGCGGGCGCCUGACGUGCCAGUGCGGCCCGGCCAGCUUUUUAGUGCCACCCUCUUGCUCCGACACAACUUCACCGCCAGCCUCCUGACCCUGAGGAUCAAGGUGAAGAAGGGACUGCAUGUAACAGCAGCCCGCCCCGCCCAGCCCACCCUCUGGACCGCCAAGCUGGACCGCUUCAAGGGUUCGAAACACCAUACUACCCUGAUCACCUGCCACCGUGCAGGGCGCACAGAACUGGAUUCUAGCAGUCCCCUUGAACUGUCUGAGUUCCUAUGGGUGGAUUUCAUGGUGGAGAAUGGCACUGGCGGAGGUGUGGCUGUCACCCGACCUGUAACUUGGCAGCUAGAAUACCCAGGCCAGGCGCCGGAAGCCGAGAAGGACAAAAUGGUAUGGGAAAUCCUCGUGUCCGAGCGUGACAUAAGAGCCCUUGUGCCCCUGGCUAAGGCCGAGGAGCUGGUGAACAUCGCACCCCUGACCGGGGUGCCUCGACGUGUCCCUGUGCGCCUCGUCACUGUAGAUGCUGGGGGGGCCUUGGAGGAAGUGACGGAACAUGUCGGUUGUGAGUCAGCCAACACGCAGGUCCUGCAGGUAUCUGAGGCCUGCGAUGCCGUGUUUGUGGCUGGUAAGGAGAGCCGGGGUGCCAAGGGGGUGCGAGUGGACUUCUGGUGGCGCCGGCUCCGGGCCUCACUGCGCAUGACGGUGUGGGCCCCGCUGCUGCCCCUGCGUAUCGAGCUGACGGACACCACCCUGGAGCAGAUCCGUGGCUGGAGGGUCCCAGGCCCAGCUGAAGGGGCCUCUGAGCCCGAGGCCGGGGGAGCUGAGGAGGUGGAGCAGCGCGCCCGCAGCUGCCGCCUGCAGUACCAGCGCGCAGGCGUGCGCUUCCUGGUGCCCUUUGUGGCCCACCCAUUGGAUGGUGGCCGCCGCCUCACCCACCUGCUCGGCCCUGAUUGGCUGUUGGAUGUGACCCAUCUCGUGGCGCCCCAGGCCCGCGUGCAAGACCCUCGGGUAGCCUUCCUGGAGGGAGGCCACACGGUGGUGGGCCGCGAACCUGGUGUCACCUCCAUAGAGGUGCGUUCUCCACUCUCCGGUUCCAUUCUGGGGGAGCAGGCACUGGCUGUGACGGAUGACAAGGUCUCGGUGCUGGAGCUGCGGGCACAGCCCGUGACGGGCAUCUCACUGGCCCUGAGCCGGGGCACUGCCCACCCUGGGGAGGUGACAGCCACGUGCUGGGCACAGCCAGCCCCUCCCGCCCCGAAGCAGGAGGUGGCCCUUUCCUUAUGGCUGUCCUUCUCUGAUCACACCUUGGCUCCAGCCGAGCUCUACGAUCGCAGUGAUCUGGGCCUGACCGUCUCAGCUGAGGAACCCACUGCUGUCCUGCCGGCCAAGGAGCAGGGUGCCCAGCUUGGGGUGCUGGUGAGUGGGGCCAGUGCCGAGGGACUGCCCUUACAAGUCUCUCUGUACCCACCUGAGCCCUGCCGCCGAGGCCGCCACCGUGUGCCCCUGGCUUCUGGCACUGCCUGGUUGGGGCUCCCCCCUGCCCCCACCCCGGUCCCUGCCCUCCCAUCCGAUCCUGCCUUGAGUUCACUCGCGACGGAGGCCAGCGUUGGGGGCAGGCGGCUGGUGGGGGGCAGCGUGGGGGGCAACGUGGGGGUGAGGGGCAAAUUUGAACAAGCAGAGGAAAAAAUCAGAAAGGAGGAGACAGAGGUCAGAGAGGAAGAAGAGGAGGAGGAAGAGGAAGAGAUGGUGCCAGCCCCUCAACGUGUCACCGACCUCGAGCUGGGCAUGUAUGCCCUGCUGGGCAUUUUCUGUCUGGCCAUCCUGAUCUUCCUGGUCAACGGCGUGGUCUUCGUGCUACGCUAUCAGCGUAAAGAGCCUCCGGACAGCUCGGCGAACCCCGCCUCCCCCCAGCCCCACAACUGGGUGUGGCUGGGUACCGACCAGGAGGAACUGAGUCGCCAGCUGGACCGGCGGCCCCCUGGGCUGCCCAAGGGGGAGGGGGGCUGCCCCUGUGAAAAUGGAGCAGGAGGGGAGACCCCAACUUCCGUCUCCAACCCUCCUGGGGACGCUCCUGGUUCCUCCAGCACCCUGGCCCGGAAGGAAGCCGGGGGGCGUCGGAAGCGGGUGGAGUUUGUGACGUUUGCACCAGCGCCCCCAGCCCAGCAGCCCGAGGAGCCCGUGGGGGCCCCAGCCGUGCAGUCCAUCCUGGUGGCGGGCGAGGAGGACAUCCGCUGGGUGUGCGAGGACAUGGGGUUGAAGGACCCUGAGGACCUUCGUAACUACAUGGAGAGGAUCCGGGGCAGCUCCUGACCCGUCGGAUCCAGCAUGACUGCUCACCAGCCACGGGCAGCAGGGGUGGGUGAGGAGGGUCCCGCUGAGCCUCCCCUACCUGGCCCUCCAUGCUCUACUUUUGGUGCUCGUUGAUCCACAUC
Dipodomys ordii (Ord's kangaroo rat) is the source of this 3146-nucleotide messenger RNA. RefSeq names its product transmembrane protein 132A (gene Tmem132a). The record is from RefSeq and is a predicted model, not a curated record. The coding region runs from base 1 to 3024 and encodes 1007 amino acids. Lineage: Eukaryota; Metazoa; Chordata; Mammalia; Rodentia; Heteromyidae. The transcript is spliced from 10 exons.